Molecule: messenger RNA, 339 nt
Organism: Megalops cyprinoides (Indo-Pacific tarpon)
Lineage: Eukaryota; Metazoa; Chordata; Actinopteri; Elopiformes; Megalopidae
Gene: pet117
Product: protein PET117 homolog, mitochondrial
Exons: 2
Coding region: 82-321 (79 amino acids)
Biological process (GO): mitochondrial respiratory chain complex IV assembly
Cellular component (GO): mitochondrion
Source: RefSeq, a predicted model, not a curated record
UGUUGUAGAUAAAACGUUUGAGUAACAUAUGCGCUGCCACAUGCGUCGUAUUUGUCCUUUUCUAUAGUUAGCUGGUUAGCUAUGUCUACAACCUCCAAAUUAGUACUUGGGAUUUCUGUAACUCUUACAUUGGCGACUGUUGCGGGAGUGCAUAUCAAGCAAAAUUGGGACCGAGAGAGAUUGCGGGAGGGAGUUUUCCGAGACCUGGAAAGAGUGGAGAGGAAGAGAGAGAAUCUGAGGCUUCUUGAGGAGCAAAUCAUUCUGACUAAGGAGUUGGAGGCAGAGCGAGAGAGGAGAGCUGCUGGAACACAAGGUCCCUAGGCCUUGAACAGCUGCUGC